Molecule: messenger RNA, 3447 nt
Organism: Penicillium cosmopolitanum
Lineage: Eukaryota; Fungi; Ascomycota; Eurotiomycetes; Eurotiales; Aspergillaceae
Product: histone deacetylase hosB
Exons: 2
Coding region: 1-3447 (1148 amino acids)
Cellular component (GO): nucleus
Molecular function (GO): histone deacetylase activity
Source: RefSeq, a predicted model, not a curated record
AUGGAACCCUUCAACUUGCAGGAUGAUGCGCUGCCCUACCAGCGCACCCCUCGGCGCAGUCCCAGUUCCAACUCUCUACGCGACGAACGCCGCAAGUCCACCCCAGUCAAGUCGACGCCAGUCCUGCAGAAACGCACAUCAACCGCCUCACUACGCUCUGUCUCAAACCACACAGGCCCUUCUUCCCCGCUCUUCGAUUCGCGCCGCUCCUCUGCCAACUUGGCGGGGUCCCCGACCACCGCCGCGUCGCCCGCAAUGUUGCCACCGCGCCUCCUUCCCCAGGGACCCACAGCAGCUUCGAUCGCGGCGGAGCAUUUCCAGAAAGAAGUCGAUCUACACCAAAUGGAGGAUCUACAGUCCAAGACGGUCGUUAUCGUUCAUGAUGCCUGCUACGGUCACCGAUUCUCGCGCCCCCGAACAACUAGAAACCACCUCGCCGCUAUAGUCGAGAGACCGGAGCGCAUGCGUGCUUGUGUUGUUGGUAUCGCUGCGGCGUAUGUUCGGCUCGGCCGUCGUCAUGCCGGGGGACCAUAUGCGCCGCAUCCUCAUCUGGAUAUACUUUCUCUGCCGCCACCAUUCCAAAUUCGCAAGACGGGCCGGACCCUCUUGCUUUCAGAUAAUGCUGUGGCUAACGUUCAUGGUACGCAAUGGAUGUCUGAUUUGAAUAGUAUGUGUGAUGUUGCGGAGUCUCGCCUUGCCUUGACUGGAAAGGAGCUGGUUCGGCCACCCGCUGCAGGUGGAGAUGGAGCGUCUGGUCAGAAACCCCCUCCUUCUCUUCAUGAGGGAGACCUGUACCUCUGCUCCGAAUCAUUGAAUGCAUUCCAAGGUGCUCUGGGUGGGGUUUGUGAUGGGAUUGACACGGUUCUCGGUCCCGGCCCAACGACACGGGCUUUCGUCUGUAUACGACCACCUGGCCACCACUGUUCAUCUGAUUUCCCUUCCGGCUUUUGUUGGAUCAACAAUGUCCAUGUUGGAAUAUCGUAUGCGGCUACACACCAUGGACUCACGCAUGCCGCUAUCCUCGACUUCGAUCUCCACCACGGCGAUGGUUCACAGGAGAUUGCAUUCGAUCAUAACCACAAAGCAUUGACGCCGUCACGAAACCAGUCUGCGUACGAGAAAACAGCGAUUGGGUACUACAGUCUGCACGAUAUCAACUCUUACCCCUGCGAAGACGGCAAUCCGGAGAAAGUGCGUAAUGCGAGCGUGUGUGUUGAUGGAGCGCAUAAUCAGUCUAUCUGGAACGUGCAUCUGCAGACCUGGGUGACCGAGGGCGAAUUCUGGAAUUUGUACGAAACACAAUACAUGACUUUGAUACACAAGGCACGGGCAUUCCUUCGUGCCCAUACCCAGCGCCUUUCUGAAAUCCCCUAUGGACCGCCGCCUAAGGCGGCUAUCUUCAUUUCUGCGGGUUUCGAUGCGAGCGAAUGGGAAGGGUCGGGUAUGCAGCGGCACAAAGUCAAUGUACCGACAGAAUUUUAUGCACGAUUUACUGCCGACGUUGUGCGUAUGUCCGAAGAGGAAGGCCUUGGAGUUGACGGGCGUGUGAUCAGUGUUCUAGAAGGAGGUUACAGUGACCGCGCCUUGAGCAGUGGUGUCCUUAGCCAUAUAUCUGGACUAGGAAGUGCGACACAUGGAUUGCAGUCUGAAUACGUCAAGUCUGAAAGAGCUAGCGAGGAUGUUCUGUCGGCUCUCGAUCAGCUUUCUAUUCAAGAGGGAUACGACAAGGAGUGGUGGUCUCCAAGCAUGCUUAGUGAACUGGAGAUGCUAAAUCUGCCACCGGCCAAGGAUGAAAGGGAGAAGGGCUAUUGGAAGGAUACUCGGUCAUUUUCUGCGAAGAAAGUUUCUAACCCGCGCAAAUCUUUCGGAUCAUCCACGGCCAUUGAACCCCACCAGUUGCCUCCUCUCCCAGAAGUCGGAUGGGCAACAGCAGCCCAUGAGCUGUCGAAGGUCCUGAUUCCGGAGAAUCGACAAACGACCAGCUAUCGAGCUGAAGAGCUCAACGCCGAGGCAUCCCGACAGCGACGUGACCGUCAGAUUGCGCUGGAUGGCGGUGUCAAUCCUGCAAUUGUUCCACCGCCGCCUCCAGCACCCAUUGAUGAAAAGCGCCAGCUGCGUGUACGAAAAACCAAAUCCCCGACUCCCUACUCACCCCGGCCUGCUACCCCUCGCCAACAAGCCAUGCGGAAGAAUCGACGUACAACAAUCGAUGGCAACGACCUACCCAGUCCUUCGGGAGAGUCACCAUCCGCGGAUGCGAGCCGUAGGAAGAGUGUCAGUGGAGUGGCGCCUAUCGAGAUAGGCAAUCUGGAGAGCUCUGCCAAUCCAACCAGGAGAGCAUCAUCAGCUGCAUCAAUGAAAUCCGCCACAGGAACGGUCACCGGCCUUCGAAAAUCAAACAGCACCCGACCCGCAACACCCAAACGCUCUACAAGCCCCCGCAAGGCUCCACCUGUUCCCAAGGUCCCAACUGCGUUCCUCCCAUCCAAGCUGUCGGACGAGGUCCCACCUUCCGAUGAUGUGGAGAAUCUUACAUCGGGUCUAAGGAAGAUAAAGCUAGUCAUGCCCUCGCCAGAAGAACAAGCAGCGCGCGAAAAGAAAGCCGCUGAAGAAAGCAAGUUGUCCCGUGGAAGUCGCACCCCUAAAUCUCCACGCUCUCCCCGCAAGAGCAGCAGCACCAGGACAGCACGUGGUAGAGGUGCCCGCAUUGAACCUUCAUCCAGCAUGUCACCGCCACCUCUCCCCGUUCCAACGAUCGGACUAGGCAUGCAAGAAAAUAUCAUAACGACCAGCGCAGCGGUAGUCAGUGUCGGGGCUGUCGGGGCAGGGGCUGUUGGCGUAGGGCCUGUCAGUGUAGGGGAAUCGAGACCUCUUCCAGCGCGGGCAAUCUCAUCGCCAUGGGAAGGGGCCAAAAUGGAAACAGAAACAAGCAUCGCAGACCCAAUCUGCCCAGCCUCAAAACCAACAGAAGUUCUAACACCCUCAAUGCGACCCACAUCCAUGCCCGCCACAGAACCAAACUCCAUCCCAGCCGGUAUUCCGUCACCACACACGCCUGAAUCCACAAUGAUCCCACCAGGUUCUUCGGGUAGGAGGUCGGUCUCACAUGCAAGAUCCAUUUCGCACGGAAGAUCGGUCUCGAAUACAUUCUCUCCGGCAACAACGACGGCGGCACAGACGAAGCAGGGACUACCUGUUUUCACUUCAACGAGUCCUAUCCCCUUUGCAACGGAGUUUUCUCAAAAUCCAAAUCCAAAUCAGCUACAGCAGCAAGCUGCCCAUAAUGCUAAUGCUAAAGCCAAAGCCCAGGCUCAGGCUCAGGCUUUGCAGACUUCACACCCGCACCACGAUCCUAAUCAGCAUAUCCUCAGUGAUGAAGAUAGUCCCCUCGGGCCACCGCCUGUUCCUUACAAUUUCCAACAGAAUCGGCGGUUUUAUUCGCAGUGA